This is a messenger RNA of Hyaloscypha bicolor E, 2607 nucleotides long. RefSeq lists its product as uncharacterized. The coding region runs from base 1 to 2607 and encodes 868 amino acids. Gene Ontology annotation, cellular component: chromatin. Gene Ontology annotation, molecular function: zinc ion binding; RNA polymerase II cis-regulatory region sequence-specific DNA binding; DNA-binding transcription factor activity, RNA polymerase II-specific. The record is from RefSeq and is a predicted model, not a curated record. NCBI's taxonomy places the organism in Eukaryota, Fungi, Ascomycota, Leotiomycetes, Helotiales, Hyaloscyphaceae. The transcript is spliced from 3 exons. Gene Ontology annotation, biological process: DNA-templated transcription; regulation of transcription by RNA polymerase II.
AUGCUUGAACAGGAGCCUCUAACCACAGGUCAGGAGACUGCACAGGGAAGUGGGAAGAAGCAAAAGAGAUUUCUGUGUCAUCGGUGCCAGAGAAACUUUGCUCGGUUGGAACACCUGCAGCGACAUGAGCGAAUUCAUACCCAAGAGAAGCCGUUCAGCUGUACCUUGUGUGACCACCAUUUCACUAGGAGCGACCUCCUCAUACGCCACGAGAGGCUCACUCACAACAGAGAUGCCUCCUCGAGAAACCAAAGGCAGGAUCGAGCUGGCGGCGAUAACCAAGAACCUGCUCAGUCCACGGAGAAACGCAGGAGGAUAGCAUUUGAGAACUCGAUCGAGAAUGAUGAUGACCACGGAUCACCACAAAUGGGCAAUCCAAUGAACUUCCACGGCGUCUCCUCACCAACCAAUACAGCUCUUGAUGGGCCUUCAAACUCAAACCAGAACGAUGAAUACUCCCUUGCUGCUUUGUCGAUGGCAGCAGAGUAUUCUGCUCUACAAGGCAAUUUUGCAGCCUCGCCGUUUCCGACACAGAUCAUACCGCAGGGUCCCAGUAUGGCUCUUCAAAACGAUCAAAUGGCGACUCCAGUAGACUCUCUUCAGGGACCAUAUGCAAACCAGUCCCAAGGACUGGGGUUUGAAGACUCAUUGGAUAGUCUUGCUGCUUUUCUCGACAACGAUCUACUGUCCUCGUACCACUUUUCGUCCUUGAUCAGCACGGAGCAGCCAAUGGUUUACUUUUCACCCGAAUCUUGGACGAAUGCCAAUGAUUUUAUGCCUCACUCUGCUGUUCAAGAGGCACCUCAUUUGAUCCAGAACAAUGAUCAAUCCGAAGAGCCUAAUUCAUUCUCACGCUUUGGAUCACGGCUACCCUCGUUGCAGCCCGAAGAACGAGCCGUUCAAACUCAGCAGCAAAAGUCAAUGAAUCGUCCAUUCUCUGAGCUUUCAUCCGAAGACAGGCAUAAUGUCACAGCAAAACUUGCCGACUUCGCCUCGGUGGUGCCACCUGGCUUCCAGCUCCCAUCCCGUCUAGCUCUCUCACGGUACAUUGCAGCUUAUAUCAACGGAUUUCAUGAACACCUUCCAUUUCUCCACUUGGCCACAAUGACGAUAGAAGGCUGCUCACUCGAAUUGAUCCUUGCAAUGGCGGCUGUUGGGGCUCAAUAUUGCUUUGAAGGAGAGAAAGGCGUCGAGCUCUUCAAUACUAGCCAAUCAAUUGCUGCUCAAAGAAUUCGACGGAGGGACGCCAGACUCGUCAGCUUUCAUCGACGAGCUGGAUCAGAGGUUUCUUCAACCACCAGAGGCCCUGAAGUAUCUUCAAAUACAGAAAGUCCUGCGAUUGAUUGUUCUACGUCUGGUCCUCUGGGGCUGCCAUCUGAGGCCGAUGCCUCUGCUACGUUUUCCUUGGAAAGAGAAGAUCUUAUCCAAACGGCUCAAGCACUGUUGAUCUUGAUGGCCAUGGCAACUUGGGCAAAACACAAGGAGAUCCUUCGGGAAGCCCUUGCAAUUCAAAGUAUCCUUGCGACCCUUAUACGAGAUGAUGGGCUCCAAAGUCAAUCACUUCAACCAGAUAUCUCAUGGGAAGACUGGGUACGAUUCGAAACAACGAAGAGAACGAAAUUUAUAGUAUUCUGCUUCUUCAAUCUUCACUGCAUCGUUUACAAUAUCCCACCACUCAUUCUCAACUCGGAAAUCAAAUUGACUCUGCCAUGCAGCGCUUCGGAAUUCAAGGCACCAAAUGCCAUGGCAUGGAAAGAAGCAAGAAGGAAGCGAACCCAAGAAAUCGAAUUCCAGGAAGCGUUUCGACGAUUAUUUCUGCGAAAAGGAAGACCUACAACCGAGUGGAACUCUUCACUGGGAAAUUAUGUUCUGAUUCAUGCUGUGAUCCAGCACAUCUUUUUCGUCCGACAAAUUGCCAAGUAUCGAUUUGAUAGCCCUGGUGAGCUUACUCCGGAAGAGGUGUCGUCACUAGAGAAUGCCUUGAGGAAUUGGCAGCUGGGCUGGAAACGAAAUCCGGAAUCGUCACUGGAUCCCAUGAAUCCAAAUGGACCUGUGGCAUUCAACUCCACAGCACUUCUACGGCUGGCUUAUAUCCGUUUGAACGUGGAUACUGGCCCCGGUCGUGCACUGGAUACACGUGAUUCCGCUCAGAUUGCGAAUGCUUUCCGAGACAGUCCGCCGAUCAAGCGCACUCCAAAGCUUGUGCGUGCCGUCUUACAUUCAGCUCACGCCUUGAGUGUUCCGGUCAAAAUUGGCAUACGGCUGGUAGCAAAGACCCAGACAUUCAUCUGGUCGAUUCAACACUCCCUGUGUUCACUCGAAUGUGCUUUCUUAUUGAGCAAAUGGCUCGAGGCUCUAUCAUUACCAAAUCCUGAGCCACCGAUAUCAGACGACGAACGAAGGAUUAGUUCACUAGUAAAGACGAUGCUGGACGAAACAGAGUUUGCAGUCCCUGAUGGUAUGUCACCGCCUGUGAUGAACAAAUGUCUCAGUGCCGGCGUCUUGCGAGUUUGGGCAACGAUUUUCAAGGGGGCGCAAACAUGGGCGAUUGUAGAUGUCAUUGGGAGCUCCUUGAAUAUCUACGCCGAUAUGUUGGAAUCUUCUUGA